AUGGCCAAUUCACUUCCUCCCACCGAGGCCCCCACUCACAUUCGAAUCCUGACUCUCAACUGCUGGGGGCUGGCUCUGGCCGACACACCCCCUGAGAUUGUAGGUCUGCAGGAAUGCUGGACCCAGCAAGACUACCAGAGCAUUCGUGACCAGACGCAACACAUUCUCCCGUAUGGAAAAUUCUAUUUCGGCGGCAUCUUCGGGGCCGGAUUGGCCAUCUUGUCGAAAUGGCCGAUCGAGGAGAGCAGCAUGUACGGGUAUCCACUGAACGGACGACCCACGGCUUUCUUCCGCGGCGACUGGUACGUUGGCAAGGGAGUCGCUUGUGCUCGAGUGCGCUUUGGACCAGGAUCGGCCGAUGUGGCCGAGGUCUUUUGUACGCAUCUGCAUGCGCCGUACGAGCGAGAACCGAACGACUCCUAUUUGUGUCACCGGACUGCGCAGGCUUGGGAGAUUUCGAAACUGAUGCGCGGUGCUGCGGAGCGCGGGCACCUCGUCAUUGGCCUGGGAGACUUCAAUAUGAUCCCCUCGUCUUUUGCGCACAAGUUGAUUACUUCGCAAAGUCCUGUUCGUGACGUGUGGCGAGAACUACACCCUGAUUCAUCCGUGGGGGCUGCGAUAGACCCUUCGGAACAGGCGCGGAAGAAGCCCGUUCCAUCAGCAGAGUACAAUCUCACAGAGAACUGCGCUACGUGCGAUGGUCCCUUCAACACAUGGCGCUGGCCCAAGGAGAAACAAAAACAGCUGUUCAAGGGUCACGAAUCACCCGUCGAUAAGGAUGGUCCCGAUACCCACGGCAAACGACUGGACUACAUCUUCGUCGGGGACGGUGGCUAUGCUCCGGAUUUCCCUCCGCCCCGAUGGUCGGUCGAAUCUGCACAGGUCAGCAUGACGCAGCGCCAUCCCACCCUGCGCUGCUCACUGAGUGAUCACUUUGGCGUCGAGGCUGUAAUCACCCGAACACCUGCUGGACGAGAACACUCCUCUGCCCCGCCUCCUCUCGACGACACGCACCCUUCGCCCGACUCACCUCCUCUGAAAAAGACCACGUCUACGUCCCUGGCCCCCAACGCCGCUCUGUCCCCCGAAACCUACGAUGUCAUCCUCGAGAUGAUUCACACGUAUGUACUCCGCGAGCGAUCCCAACGUCGCUGGCGAAUGGCCCACUUCAUCACCUCGAUAUUUGUCUCGAUAGGGUGCAUGAUUGGUGUGUGGUGGGUCGGUAGCCGUACAUAUAUCGGAUUUAUCCUGAUUCUGGUGAGCACGUUGAACUUUGCCGCUGGAAUCCUGGAUGGGCUAAUUGGGGGCUGUUCAUGUCUGGUGAGCUUCGUGCUCUAA
This is a messenger RNA of Penicillium oxalicum, 1338 nucleotides long. RefSeq names its product inositol phosphosphingolipid phospholipase. Gene Ontology annotation, molecular function: sphingomyelin phosphodiesterase activity. Bases 1 to 1338 code for a protein of 445 amino acids. NCBI's taxonomy places the organism in Eukaryota, Fungi, Ascomycota, Eurotiomycetes, Eurotiales, Aspergillaceae. Gene Ontology annotation, cellular component: cytoplasm. The record is from RefSeq and is a predicted model, not a curated record. The transcript is spliced from 2 exons.